AUGGAUUACCUCUCCGACGGCGGGCGAAACGAUGACCAUAAUGGCCCCACUGAGGGUCAGUCUUGGCGAGGUGCAACUGACGACGACACAUACUCUACAGCAGACAUGGCUAGGCUCAAACACAUCAUGGACAUCGGUACAUCCUCUGGGCAGUCCUCAAGCACAUCAAAAGCCUCGCCUAAUGCGAGCGUGUCUGCCUUUACCACCACUUCCGAUCGCAGCAGCACAAGCUCAAGAACAGGAUCAAGCACCACCGCCAGCGAGACAUUUCUACCACAGACAGACGGGCUCUCGUCGGGAGCAGCAGCAGGCAUCGGCAUUGGAAGUGCCGCUGCUGGUGCUAUGCUCGCUCUCUUCGUUGCCUUUUUCAUCAUUAGGAGCAAGUCGUCAAAACCAAAAGACUACGGUGGCUCUGGUGAUAUACGGUCAACCUCCUCCGAUGACAGUCCUCCAAGAUUGGAUAAGACCCCAGGGGUUGUCCUGUCUCCUUUGCAGCGCAAUGGCGUCGGGUCUAGCCUGCCACUGCUCCCACCACCAACGGAAAACAGUGAACUGGUACGAAUGUAUUCGACACUCAGCACGAUGAUUCAGAAUCAUGCGUACAGCUUCUUCAGUCAGGUUUCAAUGGGGGUCGGAGCGGCAAAGCAGAUCAGCAGUCACAGGACCCUCGAUGAAGUCCUUGGUCUGGGCGCGCCAGUCGAUGCUCAAGUACUUGCUGAUCUAUUGAACGGUCCUGAACGAGUUAUCGCGGUACGCUUCCUGCUCGGCUGGGCCAUCGUGUCCAACAUUGACCCUCGAGCCUCCCCUGAUUCGACGCUGCUACCUCCUGAGUUUGCUGGAAGCCUGCGUACGCUCGGAGACAACACGAAUGCUGAUCCGACUCUCCUAAGCAAAUGGCGCCACCUCACCGGCGCUCUCAUAGCUCCUACAUACGGGUCCCAUCCAUCAGACGUUCAGAUCCUCAAUCAUAACAACCUCAAAAAACUGGUCGACCUACUCGAUGAAAUUCUAGAACCACUUGCGUCGUCUGGAGAAAGCUCGAACUGGAGAAGUAACAUGGAGCAGAUUAUCAAGUUGGGCGCGCAGAGUGGAUAUACCUUGCUCACGCAGCCUACGGGCUGGACGUUCGAUUGGCAGGCUACUCAGACGAAAUCUGCAAAGGCAGUUGUGGUGUUUCCUGAUUUGGUGCAAGUGGAGGACGAUGAAGGGAUGAGACUAGAUCCUCCGCGGCAUUGUAAUAUCAAGCAAGUGGUGAAUGUUGGGGAGAUGAGACGGCCGUGUGCUCUGUGCCCAAAGGCAGCGCAGACUUUCAGCAUCAAGACUGCCUUUGAGACACCACCCAGCCAUUCUCAGUACCUCGACGGCUGCCAAGUCCACAUCGCACGCUGUUAUCGUGCUACGAACGCCGACCCUCAGUCCAACAUGCCCGUCGAACCACUAACAGCCGUCGAAACCUCCAUCAAUGCCACCUUCCGCCUCGCAGACUUCUGCCUCUCCGUCCAGCGAGCCCCCGAAGACAUCACAAUCUUCAGCUAA
Messenger RNA from Zasmidium cellare ATCC 36951, 1536 nucleotides. RefSeq lists its product as uncharacterized. The coding region runs from base 1 to 1536 and encodes 511 amino acids. The transcript is spliced from 4 exons. The record is from RefSeq and is a predicted model, not a curated record. NCBI's taxonomy places the organism in Eukaryota, Fungi, Ascomycota, Dothideomycetes, Mycosphaerellales, Mycosphaerellaceae.